Messenger RNA from Olea europaea var. sylvestris, 1599 nucleotides. RefSeq lists its product as uncharacterized. The transcript has 4 exons. The record is from RefSeq and is a predicted model, not a curated record. Bases 1 to 1599 code for a protein of 532 amino acids. Gene Ontology annotation, molecular function: nucleic acid binding; RNA-DNA hybrid ribonuclease activity. Lineage: Eukaryota; Viridiplantae; Streptophyta; Magnoliopsida; Lamiales; Oleaceae.
AUGGUAAGAAUAGACCCAAGGAUUAGUUGUUAUCGCCUAAACAUCAACGCUUCCUAUGCCCAACAUCGGCAAAAAAGACGAGCCCUCAACCCAGAGAGCUACAAGGCGUUCAAAGACGAAGUCAAUAAGCUUAGCCGCAGUGGCUUUAUCAAAGAAGCCAUUUAUUCGAAGUGGAUAUCCAACCCGGUCCUUAUGAGGAAGUCUAGCGAGAAAUGGACGGUGUGUGUAGACUUCACAAACUUAAACAAAGCAUGCCCUAAGGAUAGCUUCCCACUGCCGAGGAUAGACCAACUUAUACCGAUGUUUCGACCUGAUGAGGAGGCCACGUCGUUCAUCAUAGACAAAGGAUUAGCCACUGAUAAGAGCCUAUCAUUCUUCAAAGUGUUGAAGCAAGGGAAGAAGUUCCAAUGGACCGAUGAGUGCGAGAAAGUCCUUCAAGCACUGAAGAAACACUUAGGAGAGGUGCCUCUGUUAUCCAAACCUAAACCACAGGAAUCACUACUGCUAUACUUGGCGGUCUCGGACGAGGCGGUCAGUGCAGUCAUAGUUAGAGAAGAAGACGAGCAUCAAUUGCCGGUAUACUAUGUCAGCAAAGCACUACUCCCGACAGAAACCCGCUACCCGGGCAUGGAAAAAUUGGCACUCGCCCUCAUCACGGCGUCAAGGAAACUAAGGCUAUACAUCCAGGCCCACUCAAUCGAAGUUCUCACCAACUUCCCAUUGAAGCAAGUAUUGCAACAAAUGGAAGCUUCGGACCGCCUGCUGAAAUUGGCAAUUGAGCUCAGUGAGUUCGACCAACUGUUCCGACCCAAACAUGCCAUCAAGGGACAAACCCUUGCAGAUUUUGUGGCUAAAUUUGCCAUAGCACCAGAAAUGGAGACAGCAAUGGAACCAGCCAAGCCCCCAACAUGGAACUUGUUUGUGGAUGGAUCCUCAAGAGAAACUGGCUCCGAAGCUGGGAUCGCCUUGGAAAGCCCGGAAGGCCACAAGCUAAAUUGCGUCAGAAGGCUCCUGGCAAGCAGCGACUCUCAACUUGUGGUGAGUCAGGUCAACGGAAACUUUGUCGCCAAAGACAGUAGCAUGGUUGCAUAUUUAAAAUUGGUCGUGGACCUAAUCCCACAUUUUGAGAGGUUCAAAUUGAUCCAAGUCCCACGCCUUGAGAACCCUCAUGCAGACGCCCUGUCAAAAUUGGCCAGCAGCAAAGACUCAGAGCUGCUAAAGAUUGUCCCCAUUGAACGCUUGUCGAAACCCUCUAUUUUCGGAGGUGAAGAGUUGUUAUGGAUAGAAAGUACCCCAGUAUGGAUGCAACACAUCAUAGCCUAUCUCAAGGAUCAAUCACUACCAGCUUUAAGAAACGAGGCGAGGAAGUUAAGAAGGAGAGCCGCGCACUUCGUCCUACAAGAGGAUGUCCUCUACAAAAGAGGCUUUGCCUCACCACUUCUCCGAUGUGUAGAAGGGGAAGAAGCUACAUAUAUACUCAGGGAGAUCCACGAAGGGAUUUGCGAAAAUCAUUCUGGAGGAAUGGCUUUGGCACACAUGGUGCUCCGACAAGGCUACUUCUGGCCAACCCUGAAAAGGGAUGCUUGCCAAUUCGUUUAG